Doryrhamphus excisus (bluestripe pipefish) is the source of this 1332-nucleotide messenger RNA. RefSeq names its product gap junction protein beta 1a (gene gjb1a). Gene Ontology annotation, biological process: cell-cell signaling. The record is from RefSeq and is a predicted model, not a curated record. Gene Ontology annotation, cellular component: connexin complex. Lineage: Eukaryota; Metazoa; Chordata; Actinopteri; Syngnathiformes; Syngnathidae. Gene Ontology annotation, molecular function: gap junction channel activity.
AUGCAAACUAGUGUGUGCAGCCAAGCAUAUGACCUCCCAGUGCGGGGCUGUGGCGAGUGUCUGUGAUACCAUUAGCAAUGCAAAAUCCUGGCUGGUGUUUGUUCACAAAAUCAACAUGAAUAUGUCUGGAUGUCUUUAUUUUUUGUAAGCCUCACCUGAAGGUAAGGGUGUUUUCCUUCCUGUUUUUGAUGUUUAGUUAACAUCAGGCUGAUUGUCACAUGAAGUACGAGGUAUUUGCAUGCGGACGCCCAAUCUGUAGGCAACGCUAUGGCGGCUGGCAGGAGCAUGUCACAUGACACACGGUGUAAGGUCUGCCAAAUACAGAGGAAGGCGAAGAUGCCCCCUUCAUCUCUGCAGUCAAUGCCAAGCCAGCGGGUCAAUAUCGUGCUCCUCACUGCCUCAUAUGCCUCUUACGCCUCCUGCUGAGCCUGACCCGGAACAAAAAAUGAACUGGGCCUCAUUUUAUACUCUCAUCAGCGGCGUUAACAGACACUCCACAGGAAUCGGUCGCAUCUGGCUCUCGGUGCUUUUCAUUUUCCGCAUCCUGGUCCUGGUGGUGGCAGCAGAGAGCGUUUGGGGAGAUGAGAAGUCGGGCUUCACCUGCAACACCCAGCAACCCGGCUGCAACAGCGUCUGCUAUGACCACUUCUUCCCCAUCUCCCACAUCCGCCUGUGGGCCCUCCAGCUCAUCCUGGUUUCCACCCCGGCCCUUCUGGUGGCCAUGCAUGUGGCCCAUCGGCGCCACGUGGACAAGAGUCUCUACAAGCUGUCAGGGAAGACCAACCCCAAAGACCUGGAGCAGAUCAAGACCCAAAGGAUGAAAAUCACAGGUGCCCUCUGGUGGACGUAUGUCAUUAGCCUGCUCUUCAGGGUCACAUUUGAGGUGACCUUCAUGUACAUCUUCUACAUGAUCUACCCUGGUUAUAAAAUGAUCCGACUGGUCAAAUGUGACUCGUACCCGUGCCCCAACACAGUGGACUGCUUUGUGUCCAGACCCACAGAGAAAACCGUCUUCACCGUGUUCAUGCUGGCUGUGUCGGGCGUUUGCAUCCUGCUCAACAUAGCAGAGGUGGUCUUCCUGGUGGGGAAGGCCUGCACCAAGCACCUGAACGAUGCUGGAGACUCAACUAUGGGCGUCUGGCUCCAACAUAAGCUCAUACUUGGGAAAUAACUCCAAUUCAUAGAGAUGAUAAAACCAUUUGUCUGCAGCUACGUAUUGAUAUACUGUAACCCAUCAUUUCCAAUGACGACACUACUGAAGCCAUUUCUUAUGUCCAUCAGAAACACACUGAUCUCAUGGUUGGUAUGUCCGUGUUGGCUCCAGAUAGCAUU